Messenger RNA from Carassius auratus (goldfish), 1740 nucleotides. RefSeq names its product potassium channel subfamily K member 13-like. Gene Ontology annotation, molecular function: potassium ion leak channel activity. Bases 502 to 1740 code for a protein of 412 amino acids. Lineage: Eukaryota; Metazoa; Chordata; Actinopteri; Cypriniformes; Cyprinidae. Gene Ontology annotation, biological process: stabilization of membrane potential; potassium ion transmembrane transport. Gene Ontology annotation, cellular component: plasma membrane. The record is from RefSeq and is a predicted model, not a curated record. The transcript has 2 exons.
UUUGUCUACUGAACUUAAGGGCGCAUCUUGAAUAUUUCCAGAGAGUUCUUGCGAGUUUAGUCUGUGUGAACUGGUGUUGAAGGCUUACUAUAAAAGUUUUAGCUUAUGCACAAAUUCAAAGCUUGUAUCCAGUAGCUUAUUGCAGCUCUUUUUCCGUAUAGCUUGUGUAUGCAGUCACCUGAUGGACGUACUGUACCAGCAGCGACUGAAGUGAAUUUAAGGUAAAGGCUUUUCGAAGAGACCCAGUGAGAUGCAUCACAUGAGAUGAGCUGAACUAGCAGAUCCACCCACAGUCUCAUCUAACAGGAUUUCAGCUGCCACUAAACCCAUUGUCAGAGGAUGGUAUGAGCAUCUCUCAUCAUCAUUGCUCAUACUCAUUUGGUGUCCAUGCAGCCAAGGAAUAAUGGAAGACGAGGAAGUUUCUUACAGUUGCAUGGCCACCACCGUUAAAUGUAAGAUGUGGAUACUUUAUUACCAGUCCUGUCCAGCAGUAGUCACAUAAUGGCAUGUAGAGGCGCGUGCUGCUGUGGCUGUGGUCCUGCGAAUGAAGAUAAUGCGAGGUUCAUAAUGUUGCUGCUCCUCAUCAUCCUCUAUCUCCUGUGCGGAGCCGCGGUCUUUUCAGCCCUGGAGCAUCCCAAGGAGAAGCAGGCGAAGGAAAAGUGGGCUCAGAGGUUUGAGCUUUUCAGCCAAAAGUACAAUCUCAACAGAAGUGAUCUGGAGAAGUUCUUGAGACAUUAUGAAGAGGCGAAUAUAGCAGGAAUACGGGUGGACACCCUCAGACCGCGCUGGGAUUUUACUGGAGCCUUUUACUUUGUCGGUACUGUCGUUUCCACCAUCGGGUUUGGAAUGACCACACCAGCCACAGUCGCUGGCAAAAUCUUCCUGAUCUUCUAUGGGCUCAUUGGCUGUGCAGCCACCAUUUUAUUUUUCAAUCUGUUCUUGGAGAGAAUAAUAACAGUGUUGGCUUUUGUUCUCAAAUCCUGCCACGAAGUCCAACGGCGACGCAGAGGAGUUUUACCACACGACAGCAGGCAAAACUUGAGCAACGCGAGGCUCAAUCAUGAAGACAGUCUUGCGGGAUGGAAGCCCUCGGUGUAUUGUGUGAUGUUGAUCCUUUGCGUGGCAGCAAUAAUCAUUUCUUGCUGUGCUUCGGCCAUGUAUUCCUCAAUCGAGGGAUGGGGAUAUUUGGAUUCACUCUACUUCUGCUUUGUGGCAUUCAGCACCAUUGGUUUCGGGGAUAUGGUCAGCAGCCAGCGGGCCAGUUACGAAAACCAAACCGUCUACAGAAUCAGCAAUUUCUUCUUUAUUUUAAUGGGCGUUUGCUGCAUUUACUCGCUAUUCAACGUCAUCUCUAUUGUUAUCAAGCAGGUGCUCAACUGGCUCCUGAAAAAGCUCGAGAUACCUUGCCGUCACUGCCCCAAGAGGUCUCUCCGGCCCCGUAAAAAUGCAGUCAUGCCGGCCCAUGUCCGAACACGUGUUCGCAACAUAUCCAUAGACACAGAUGCAGUGAACGACAGCGAGACGGAUGGACGCAGGAUGUCUGGAGAGAUGAUCUCCAUGAGAGACUUCCUGGCGGCUAAUAAGGUCAACUUGGCGAUCAUGCAGAAACAACUGUCUGAGACUGCCAACGGCCAUCCCAGGCCAUGCGGGUCAACAAAUAGGCAUAAUGGAUUCUCUGGUGGGGUCGGAGCCCUGGGUAUAAUGAAUAAUAGACUUGCAGAAACCAGUGUGGACAGAUAA